Molecule: messenger RNA, 1734 nt
Organism: Achroia grisella
Lineage: Eukaryota; Metazoa; Arthropoda; Insecta; Lepidoptera; Pyralidae
Product: alpha-tocopherol transfer protein-like
Exons: 7
Coding region: 304-1236 (310 amino acids)
Cellular component (GO): membrane
Molecular function (GO): phosphatidylinositol bisphosphate binding
Source: RefSeq, a predicted model, not a curated record
UUAGUCAGUUUGAGUUAAGCCUCCGCCGCAGUGGUGUCUCUGAUUUUAAGCCUUAUCAAUGGAAUAGAAGGCCGAUAUUGUAAUAGGAGGAAAACAAAUGGAAUAUUAGGUGAUAUGGAAACGGAAUAACGAUAAAGCGAAUGUGUAAAUAUACAUAAUUUUUACUUAGUACGUUCCUGGAUAUUAAUGGCAGUGAUUGGAUUUCGUAAUUUUGUAUUGACAAAGUAAUUGAAACACUAUUUUUAAAGGUGUUCAUGGAUUUUAGUCUCAAUUAGGAAAAGUAAGUGAAGAAUUCCGAGCAAGAUGACAAUUAGACCACUUUCUGCAGCUCUUCAGCAGAGAGCCAACGAGGAGAUCAAUGAAAACUCUAAAAGGAUAGACUCGGAUAUAACAGCACUCAGGAACUGGUUAACUAAACAACCACAUUUGCACACGGUACAGCCUUCUGAUCAAUGGCUUAUCGCAUUUCUUCGUGGGAGUAAAUUUAGCAUUGAGAGAAGUAAAGAAAAAUUUGACAUGUUUUAUACUCUAAAGUCACUUGUUCCCGAGUUUUUCUCAAAUACAGACCCACUUGAUACUAGAGUUCAAGAGAUCCUUAAACUGGGGGUUUUCUUGCCCCUAAGAAAAUGUGAGAGCGAAGAUUCUUUCCGUACCAGUAUAAUUAGGAUCGGUGUGUUCAAUCCAUCCCAAUAUCACCUUUCAGAUUUGAUAAAAGUUUCUUUUAUGGUUACCGAGAUUUUAAUGCUAGAAGAUGACAACUUUACCGUAGCCGGUGAGCAAGUCAUCAUUGAUAUGAAGGACGUAGGUGUAGGUAUCUUAAGCCAAUGGACACCAGCGCUAGCCAAAAAAGCUAUAGCUUGUUUUGAAAAGGCGCUUCCAGUACGAGUUAGAGGAAAUCAUAUUUUAAAUACACCAUCUGGAUUUGAGACGGCUUUCGCUAUUCUAAAAACUUUCUUAGGAGAAAAAUUAAAGAAAAGAAUUCAAGUCCACAAUCAAAAUUACAAUAAUAUGUACAAAUCUAUCCCCAAAUCGGUGCUUCCAAAAGAGUAUGGUGGCGAUGAUGGCACUGUUCAAGAACUUACAGAUCAUUGGAAAGCUAAAGUGGAAAGCUACCGCGAUUGGUUUUUAAAAGAAGAGAGUGUGUUUUCUGAUGAAUCGAAAAGGCCUGGGAAACCGAAGACUAGCUCGGAAUUGUUUGGAGUUGAAGGGUCUUUUAGAAAAUUGGAAGUCGAUUAAAAUAAUCUCGUUUCUUUUUCUACCUAUACCUCUAUUUAAUUCUUACCCAUAAUCUGAAAUUGUUAACAAUGCAUUCGACUUAUUAUACCUGUAUACAUACAUAUAUAUUUCACAAUAUACAAUGCAUAUUAAAACGAAUCAUUAAUAAUAUUUGGCUUAAGCAAGCACUGUCUAAAAUUGAGUAAAUAAUUUAAUUUAUUGUUUAAAUAAUUUUAAGAUGUACAUCAACAUCUAUUUUUUAUUUAAUCAUCAAUUUGUUUAUAUGUCUACUGCACUUAGUACGAUUAUAAUAUACAAUAGACAUAUACCUCUAAGGGAGUUUCAUUAAUAAAUAGUUCUAGUAAUAAUAGGACUAUAUGAGUAUACUGAAGGAGACAAACUGAGACAAGCAUACGCAUUAUCAUUAUAUUGUAUAGUAAUCGUAUACACCAUAAAAAUAUAUAUCGAAUGAGGAAUCACUUUAUUAUUAAUUUAUUCUGCUUUAAAAACAAUAAAAUU